Rhopilema esculentum is the source of this 3252-nucleotide messenger RNA. Its product is annotated as SH3 domain-binding protein 5-like. Gene Ontology annotation, cellular component: cytoplasm. Lineage: Eukaryota; Metazoa; Cnidaria; Scyphozoa; Rhizostomeae; Rhizostomatidae. Gene Ontology annotation, biological process: intracellular signal transduction. Gene Ontology annotation, molecular function: protein kinase inhibitor activity. The record is from RefSeq and is a predicted model, not a curated record.
ACAACAACAACACCAAGUAGUGUCGUAAAAUAGAAAUCUGUUGCGAUAUGGAAAUCUUUGUUGAUACCGUAAACAUAAAGUUAUAGCGAUAAAACUGCCUAAUUAUUCUGUAAAAUUAGUAUGGAGGGUACUGGAAAGAAAGCUGAAGACUCCUCAAGCUCUGAUGGUGAAGAAGAAGACCUUUUAGAUCCUCGAAUUCAGGAGGAGCUUGAGAAACUUAACACAGCCUCCAACAGAAUAAAUAUCUUGGAGAAAGAACUUGAUGAAGCAAGGGCUCUUUUCAGAACAUUUUUAACAGAUGCAACUAGGGCACUGAAAUCAUUAGCGAACCAUCUUGGACAGUGCAUAGAUAAAGCAAGACCAUACUAUGAAGCAAUCGAACAGUCUAAAAAGGCACAAGAAGAAUGCCAGAUUGCUGCAAUGAGAUAUGACAAAGCCUGUAGUCUUCUUCGAGGUGCAAAGGAGAUGAUCUCAAUCACAGAAAAAAAAUUGGAAGGUCAAUCUGGUGGCUUUGACUCGACAUGGCAAGAAAUGUUAAAUCAUGCGGACAUGAAGCUGAUGGAAUCUGAAGUGUCCAAAGGGAAAGCUGACAGGGAACAUAAAGAAGCAACUGUGGCUUUUAAAGAGCUGGAAAAAAGAGCAGCAGAUUUAGAGAGAAAAUUGAGAAGAAAUAUAAAAAAAGCAAGACCAUACUACACACAGAAGAAAACCUAUUUGGAUUUUCUACAGGAGCAAAAAGACAAGGUCUUAAAUUUGGAGCUUUCUUAUGAAACUGAAAAGAAAAACUAUGCUUUGGCCUUGAAAAAGUUGGAGCAGAUAAGUGAGGAGAUACACAAAAAGCGGAAGAGAGCCGCAGAUGGUGUGCCAAAUGAACCAAGGCAAGAAUGCAUCGGAGCAGAGGCAGAUGACAACGAUGAAAUCUCAGAUAAAGCCUUGAGUUUGUCAUGGAACGAAAGUCGAAUCAAGAGAGUUCUAUCUAAGAAGACAAAGCCAUUUACGCGAAGUGCGUUGCGAUCUUCAUUGUGCCUCGAUCUUGGGAUCGGCACAGACAUUGACUUGGGACACCUUCUAGACACACCUCAAAGCCCGUCAGCCAAAAGUGUUGAUCUAGGAGUAAUGUUUUCCCAGUCAAUGUAUGGAGAUUAUGCUGUGCUCGAGAUCAAUGGCCAGGAAUUGCUUGAUCGCAGUUACAGCUCGAAGAAGGAUGACAAAAGCCGACAAUCGACAAGCUAAUAGUGUUUAUGCAAGAAGGCCACAGUCCGUCUUCUCUUGUAUUAAAAACCUGUUAAGCCAUUAAUCUUUUCCAAUAGUAAACUAUUUAGCUAUUUAGCUAAGUAACACAAAUUGAUCCUGAGCCUCAUAAGGCCUUUGUUUUGAAUAUACGCGUAACUUUUGAGGUGUAUCUAAUCUAUGUAGAGCUUAACAAGAAAAACUUAUGCACAUUGAAUCAUUAUAAUCACACAUCACGAUGCGGACCAUUCAAACAAGAGUUUGCCAGAAGUAUUUUUUUGGGGGCAUUGAAAGCAAGUGAUGGUAAUAUAUUUGAUGGCUGCUUAAUACCAUUGCACAUCGUUGCUCCUAAAUGCUUUACAGCCCGUAUUUUCUAGCAGGUUAUGAAAGUUAAUUCUUUUUUCUUUUCUACGUUCUAGUUAUUCAAUUGUUUCCGGGUGGUAUCUUACUGCAGGACUUCUCACGACAUGCUGUGUUUUAUCGUUUGCAAGGUAUUUCAGUAUAAUUUGGCUAUAGAGUUCUCAAGUGUGACGUCACAAAAUAAUAUUUUCAGAAUUUCCGAAUUUUGACCACAUAACAUGAAAGAACACCAUAAGAUACUCUCGUAUAUUCAGAAUCAGUUAAAUUUGUCAAAAUCUGGUGAGCUAUGGCCAAUAGAAGAUUUGAAGUUUGCUACCGGAUUACUGUUAUUUUGGCUCAGUUCAUAAAUUUAUGAACUGAGACCAAAUCACAGAGGUUUGAUGGGACCAGAGCAUGUGCCCAUCUGGUCAUAUCUCAGCCAAUUCGUAAUACCUUUAACUAAUUUUGCAGAUUUAGAGGUAUUUUAUGAUGCUCUUUGAGGCUAUUGGAAAAAAUUUCAAAAAUUCUGAAAAUAGAUUUUUGUGACGUCAUCACUUGACAACUCUAUUGCGUUAGCGAGUUCUUUUACUCAGUACUAAAACAGGCUAACUUGUCUCGGGAAUUAUUUUUCAAAGGAUUUGGGGCUUACAAGCCCAAUUGAAGUACGAGAAUAGGUAGUCAACAUCAAAAUGAAGAAAAAGAACAAGAGGAAGAGGUCAAUAUCAUGGAAGAAUGUACCUUGUUAAUGGUCCCACCCUUCCCUUUUGAUAGGUUAUAGAGUCAAGGCAUGGCUUCUCUAAAAGAACCUGUGUUUAGAUGUAUUUUCAUCACUUGAUAGACUGUUCAAAGGGAUUUAUGGAGAAACUUACUUCUGUAUGUAAAAAUUCAAGAAAAUAAAUUGAUAGUUCGUAGAGGGCCAAAACUGAUUAAUUCUUUAAUAAUGCUUUAAUAAUUUCCAAAAGAAAAUCUUCCAAGAUAGCGCUUUUCAACGCAGUCGCCAAGCCAUGCUUUCAAGUGUCGCAACGAAUUUUAGUUUCUCUAUGCGAUUCUGGUACAGGUGUUAUUGUAGUUUGGAUUCGAUUUCUUCCCAUAACAGGAAUUUUGAAACAGCGAUAUACUGGACAUAAUCAGAUCCAACCAUUUAACCAAAAGAACCGUUAAUUUUUAUAAAGACCCCGCAACUCUGAAAUUUUUAAACUGUAGUCAAGAGUCGCAGAUACAACUGUUAGGCGAUUGCGUAGCCUUCAACUACGAUCAAAGAGAAACAAUUAUGGCUGCUUUGCAUUACGUAAGACAGGAAACUUGAGGCUAUGUGGAAGCAGGAACCUGGGAUCCUAUAGGCUAAUAUGUUUGGCUAAGAGCGAGUUUCAAUUUUUAAAAGAUUGGUGAAUGUUGUAAAAAAUCGUAUUUAUCACCAUCCUAAUCAAUUCGACUAUUUUGCCGCUGUAAAUUGUAACUUAUUAGAAGAUGUGAGACUUUGUUGCUAAAAGAAAUGAUAUAUGUAAUUAAUUUGUGAUUUAGUUUUACAUUUGUGAUAUAGGAACAGAAAUCGUAGAUGAAAUCUUAACGACGAAGCUCUUGACAUGCGUGUCAUCUCUCUUGUUAUAUGCUGGUAAUGGGCGUAUUGGCUAAGGGAUGCUUUUAGUAACGGGGUAAAGGCUAUUAAUCAUACGUUUAUAGUUU